AUGACUUCCCUUAUCAAUUCUUUCCUUUGUAUCUUUUUCUUUAUAUUCUUAUGUCAUCUAGCUGGGAUUUAUCUUUAUGGAAGUGGAUUUUUAAUUGCUUCAGUUCAAUCACAAAAGAAAAGUCAAUGCAAUGACCCUUUAAUGACAAACACACUUUAUGCUCAUUUACAUCCUCCUGAAUUAUGUUGGACUACUCCUUUAUUUAAGAAAACAGCUUUAUAUCUUGUUGAUGCUCUUAGAUUUGAUUUUGCAUUUUCUACGGAAUACCCUCCUUUGUUUGACAAUGUUACUGACCCUAACAAUUUCAAAUUGUACCAUAACAAUAUGAAUGUUUUCAAUUCUUUAGAAAAUCAAUACCCUUCUCGUUCUUCAAAAUAUCAUUUCAUUCCUGACCCACCAACCACAACUGCACAACGUGUUAAAGCAAUGACAACAGGUGGUGUUCCAGCCUUUAUUGAAAUAUCAAAUAUGUUCAAUAACCCUGUUAUUUUGGAAGAUUCAUUAAUACACCAAUUUAAAGAAAAUGGAUUAAGAACAGUUUUUGAAGGAGAUUCAUUAUGGGUUGAUUUAUAUCCUAAUCAAUUCAAUAAUGUUUCAACUGGUCCAUCUCUUGACAUAGCAGACUUAGAUAGUGUUGAUAAUAUAUGUGAUAAAGCAUUACAACAACAUCAAAAUGCAAGUGAUUAUGAUAUAAUGAUAUCUCAUUUUCUUGGAAUUGAUCAUACUGGACAUUAUUAUGUUACCAACCAUCCAUCAAUGAAAAAAAAAUUAAUAGAAAUUAAUAACAUUCUUAAUAGAUCAUUAUAUUCACUACCUGAAGAUACAUUAGCAUUAGUUUUUGGUGAUCAUGGAUUAACAGAAGAAGGGAACCAUGGAGGAUCAACACUAGAAGAAAUAGAUGCAGGGUUAUUUGUUUAUGAUAAUAGGAAAAAUCGAAAAGGAGGAAGAAAAGAAGUUGAGAAAAUAACACAAGUUGAUAUUGUUCCAACGAUUGCAAUUGGGAUGGGUAUUCCUAUACCAUAUAGUAACAUGGAACACC
Molecule: messenger RNA, 1039 nt
Organism: Entamoeba dispar SAW760
Lineage: Eukaryota; Evosea; Mastigamoebida; Endamoebidae
Exons: 1
Biological process (GO): GPI anchor biosynthetic process
Cellular component (GO): endoplasmic reticulum membrane
Molecular function (GO): mannose-ethanolamine phosphotransferase activity
Source: RefSeq, a predicted model, not a curated record